AUGAGGAAGAUGCUGGCCGCUGUGGUGUCCCACGUGUUUUCGGGAGCGACCCAGAAGCCAGCCAUGAGAGGGCUGCUGGCGUCCCUGAACUUCUCCAACGACGCCACCUGCGACAUUAAGAAAUGCGACCUGUACCGGCUGGAAGAGGGCCCUCCGACCUCCACCGUGCUCACCCGAGAGGAGGCCCUCAAGUACUACCGGAACAUGCAGGUGAUUCGGCGCAUGGAGCUGAAGUCUGACCAGAUGUACAAGCAGAAGUUCAUUCGUGGUUUCUGUCACCUGUGUGACGGGCAAGAAGCCUGCUGUGUGGGGCUGGAAGCAGGGAUCAAUCCCACAGAUCACAUUAUCACGUCCUACCGGGCUCAUGGCUUGUGCUACACACGGGGGCUGUCGGUCAAAUCCAUUCUCGCCGAGCUGACUGGACGCCGAGGAGGCUGUGCCAAGGGCAAAGGAGGCUCGAUGCACAUGUACGGCAAGCACUUCUACGGAGGCAAUGGCAUUGUUGGGGCACAGGUACCCCUGGGAGCCGGUGUCGCUUUUGCCUGUAAAUACUUGGGAAAUGGUCAGGUCUGCCUGGCUCUGUAUGGCGAUGGUGCGGCUAACCAGGGGCAGGUGGCCGAAGCUUACAAUAUAUCGGCCUUGUGGAAAUUACCUUGUGUCUUCAUCUGUGAGAAUAACCUAUACGGAAUGGGGACGGCCAUUGAGAGAGCAGCAGCCAGCACUGAUUAUCACAAGAGAGGCAAUUUUAUCCCUGGACUGAGGGUGAAUGGGAUGGAUAUCCUCUCUGUCCGUGAGGCGACCAAGUUUGCGGCUGAUCACUGUAGAUCUGGAAAGGGGCCCAUUUUGAUGGAACUGCAGACCUACCGUUAUCAUGGACACAGUAUGAGUGACCCAGGGGUCAGUUACCGUUCACGAGAAGAAGUUCACAACAUGCGAAGCAAGAGUGAUCCUAUUAUGCUUCUCCGAGAGAGAAUGAUAAACAACAACCUCAGCAACGUUGAAGAGUUGAAGGAAAUUGAUGCAGAUGUGAGAAAAGAAGUUGAGGAAGCAGCCCAGUUUGCUAUAACUGAUCCAGAACCAACUUUGGACGAAUUAGCUCAUCACCUCUACUACCACAAUCCACCAUUUGAAGUACGUGGUACAAAUAAAUGGAUCAAGUAUAUGUCUGUCAGUUAG
This is a messenger RNA of Microtus oregoni (creeping vole), 1176 nucleotides long. It is a transcript of the gene Pdha2, whose product is annotated as pyruvate dehydrogenase E1 subunit alpha 2. Gene Ontology annotation, biological process: pyruvate decarboxylation to acetyl-CoA. Bases 1 to 1176 code for a protein of 391 amino acids. The transcript has a single exon. The record is from RefSeq and is a predicted model, not a curated record. Gene Ontology annotation, cellular component: intracellular membrane-bounded organelle. NCBI's taxonomy places the organism in Eukaryota, Metazoa, Chordata, Mammalia, Rodentia, Cricetidae. Gene Ontology annotation, molecular function: pyruvate dehydrogenase (acetyl-transferring) activity.